GCGGAUUAUGUCUAAUUUAACCAAUGAGAGUUGUAUUAACUUUGGCAGCUCCAAGUACAACAUAGCCCUAGGUUUAAGGUCUGGCCUAUCCUUUCUCUCGUGUGGUUUCAUCUUUUGUAUGCUACUCAUCAUCCUCCUCUUCAAAAAAUACAAGUUCUUCUCACAACGUUUACUCUUGUACCUUGCCUUAAGCUGUAUGCUCAAUCUCUUGACAGCUGGACUCAAUUUGUAUGGGACCAAAGCCUACAACACUACUUCAUCAUUCAUCACUAUAUACUGUAAGGUUGCUGGCUUUUCUGAGCAAAUUACAAUAUGGUGGACAAUAAUGGCUACUUUCUGUAUUGUCAUUGCUUUAUUCAUAAAGGCAGUUUGUGGAAGGACUACGAGUCAAUUUGAAUUUGGGUAUGUGCUCAUUAUUUUUGUCUUUCCCCUUAUUUUUUCAUGGAUCCCGUUUUACUACGAUGCCUACGGCCCUGACGAUAUGUUUUGUUGGAUAAGGGAAGUCAAUUUGAGCGAUUGCAAUAAUUAUUUUAAAAUAGGUAUGAUCCUAAGAUACACUCUUUAUUAUGUUCCUCUCACACUCCUAAUGCUAUUACUGGUAGCCUUGUACAUCCCUGCUGUCAUCAUUGCUCAUAAAAAGAAGAGCAGAUGGUCUGGUAAUUUUGACCCCGAAGCCAUUGCUAUUCGAAGGAUGAUUGCCAUGGAAAUACGCCCACUCAUUUACUACCCACUGAUUGUGCUGGUAAUUAACGUAUUUCCACUCCUCAAACAACUCUAUGCAACCAUCAAUGAUGCAACUUCAAGUGAACAUGAUGGUCUUAACCACAAUUUAACAACUUAUUUCACUCUCUCUGUCAUUUCGUAUGUCAUUUACCCGUUUCAAGGGGUUCUGGUAACAUUGGCGUUUACGCUGGACCCGGAGACUAGGAAACUCCUCACUUGGAAGAGAUUCGUCGCUGCAUUCCUUCAGACUUGUUGCUGCAGAUCAAGAGGGAUUGUUAGGAGUUAUUCAAUAGUACAUGGUAGAAGUGAUUCCCUUAAUUACGGCUCAACCAGUCGCGAUAGGGCAGCGGUGACUCAAGAUGAAAGCUGUGAUCCUGAUGGCUUGCAUAUGAAGUUAAACUGGGAGUAAACUGUUUACCAUUCAUCACUAUAGCAUGUAUAGGAAACUGGUAGAUCAACACUAUUGAGCGCUGCACAUGCAUUAUUUUUAUUUUGUUUUUUAAUUUUUGAGCUCACUCAGAAGCACACAAAA
This is a messenger RNA of Amphimedon queenslandica, 1255 nucleotides long. RefSeq lists its product as uncharacterized. The record is from RefSeq and is a predicted model, not a curated record. The coding region runs from base 8 to 1132 and encodes 374 amino acids. Gene Ontology annotation, biological process: adenylate cyclase-activating G protein-coupled receptor signaling pathway. The transcript has a single exon. Gene Ontology annotation, cellular component: plasma membrane. Gene Ontology annotation, molecular function: G protein-coupled receptor activity. Lineage: Eukaryota; Metazoa; Porifera; Demospongiae; Haplosclerida; Niphatidae.